Molecule: messenger RNA, 9610 nt
Organism: Sus scrofa (pig)
Lineage: Eukaryota; Metazoa; Chordata; Mammalia; Artiodactyla; Suidae
Gene: TSHZ3
Product: teashirt zinc finger homeobox 3
Biological process (GO): regulation of transcription by RNA polymerase II
Cellular component (GO): nucleus
Molecular function (GO): DNA binding; DNA-binding transcription factor activity, RNA polymerase II-specific
Source: RefSeq, a predicted model, not a curated record
UAUACCGCUCCGAUUUUCGAAGGUUUAUUUCACGUCAAAACUGUAAAAGUUCCUGGGAGAAUUUACAGACAAAACAUCUGGUUCGUUAAAACAAAGCUACCGGAAAAAGAGAAACAAACUUCGCUGCUGUGCAAAUGCACUUUUAGCAAACAAUUUGCCUCCUGGGUCGGGCCUGGCCCCUGGGUCCAAAUCCUACGCGCUUUGGCAGGCGCCGAGGUCCCGGGCCCAAUUCCUGGUUGAGCUGUGCAGGUGGCAGCGGUCAGGACUUGCUCCUGCCUAGCCCAGUUUGCGGUGAGGAGGAGUGUGAAAGGGGCCAGAGCGCCUGCGUCCCAGGCGGGCACGUGCAGGACAGCACUCCCCAGCAUUGCGACUUCCCCAGGAAUUGCUGAGUAGGCACAGGGCUCCCCAAAGGCUCGCCACUGGGCCAGGUGCCCUCACACUUCGAAAUGGGGUGCAGGCUUCCUAAACGUACUGCGCAGCGUGCCGUCCCUCCAGGCGGCCCGCGCCUCCCUCAGAGGCACUGAGAACCCCUCUCCAAGGUCUGGCUUUAGGCCCCCUGGGCUUCUGGGCCCCCCGCCUACCCUGGCUGCCCUGGGCCGGCAGCUUCAAGGAUGCCUUCUUUCCCGAAGUCUUUUCCCUUCCGGCCAUUCCAAAUGAGGACACACUUCAUUCUGCCCGACUUGGGUCCGGCGGCGGGCUGUCACCCAUGCCCUCAAUCGCACCUGGAACACAACCUCGGCUGCCUCCCGGCGGUGGCCCGCCAGCUCCUUCCCAAGCGCGAACUUCCAGACUCCCCGCGCGGUGCGCAGAGGCCGGAAUCCCUGCCCUUGCACCGCACACUCCUUUCGAGCCAUGCCUGCGUAUACCCCCACCCCACUUCUCCAAGUCGUCCCGGUGGGGGGUGGGGUAGCCGAGGGCAGGAACGCCCCCGGGAUGGGAUGGAUCCGCGCAGGUAGGCCCGGGCGCAGCGGCCUGGGGCUCCUUGAGUUCUGAGCUCUGGAGUCGGGUUUCUAACCCCUGACCUGAAGAAGCGGAAUUUGGGAGCAUCUGUCUGCAACAGGACUCAGCGCCCCGCUGCAGAGUAGGAGCGGGGUUCUACCGGGCCCCAGGCGCAAUCUUGGGGGUCAGGAGUUGUCGUCAUGGCCCCUGGGGACUUUCUGGGCUCUUCGCACCCAGCUGCGAAUUGAGCCACCUGGCAGCCACAGCAGCCUCAGCUUUUCCCUACGGACUUUUGCCACCGAACCUUUCCGUGCCUCCCCAUGGUCCCUCAGCUACUUUUAUUUUUAGAGAUGUAAGCAAUUAUUCUCAGAAACGCGGUACUUCCUGGAGGUGGGAGCAUCUAACUGGCUUAAGGGGGUUACUUUUUGCGUGACUCACGCAGCUAAGUAGUUACCAGGUGUUUGUGCGGGGCGGAAGCCUGUUGUUUGCUUUUCAAAGGAAUGGUCCCUGCAACUCUUCAGAGUGGGGUGCUGAGAUUUCUACACACUGUAAUCUCCAGAAUUUAGCUUCUCCGCCGGGCGCGGGCUUUUCCGCCCUCUAGUCUAGCGUGCAAACGGCUCGGCCGCUGGAUGUAGUGCACGAAGCCCGCACCCUACAGCGCGGCCCGUCCUUCCCGCAGGAAGGAGCCCCAGCGAGCGCCGCCGCGGCCGACUCUGGCCUCCUCCGGAACCGCGCAGACCUGAGCACUCGCCGGAAAGCGGUUCAUGUAUCCCUUAGACCUCUAGACUCGCGGAACGAAUCGACGCACAGGUGUUGACCCGCUUGUGUAGUUGACUUUGAACGGCAGAACUCAGUAGGCACCCGGAGAGAAAUAUUUGCAGUAGGAAUAAAGUCAGAUAAAAUGCCAGGGACAGCCGCCCAGCAGAUGUUCCAGCAAGAGGUCCUUACCCUAAAGUUCCUGGGAGGGCAGGACAAGCCUUUGGCUUGGACAGAACUGAUCAGAUGAUGCGGGACAUAUGUGAAGCUGUCUGUCUUCUGGUCCCUUUGCGGGUGGGGAGACGGUGAGGAAAAGCAAAAAGCAGAAGCAGGGGAACGUGCCACCAGCACUGGGGUCUGCACUCUGCCCCGCAACUCUGCAAAGCACUGGCUUCUCCAAUGUGUGGCCCUGCCUUUUCUCCCUCAGUUACAUGUGAAUUACAGACUUCCUGCCGCCCAGACACUAUUUCUCCCUGAAUGGAGCCCACGGGUCUUCACUGGGACCUGUGUUUUCUGCCCUCCUCACAGUGAGGACACUGUGAGGCAAUGUUGCACAGCAGCCAGGCGGGGCCUGACAAAGUUUUAGCUUGAGACCUUCUGGCUAAGACCUGCUUGGCGACCUGCCUGACUCGGCCCUGCUGAAGUGGAUUUAAGCCAUGGCGUUCAGGUAGCUUCCGGGUCUCUACUGUGCUUGCUGUGGAUUUGGGAAGCCUUCCUUCUCUCCUAGGCCACACCCAAUCCACAGAAAAGGGGCAGAACUUGCUGGAAUGCAAGGGUUAGGCUGACACUGUCCUCCUGCAUCUAUCCCAUCCCUAGAAUAGCCUGCACAACUAAAGAGUCAUGUUUAGCGGUCCCAAUAUUACAGGAGGUGCUUGUGGCUAAAAGAUCCCCCCAGUAGGGAUCAGGGUUCCAAGCUGUGCCAAGCCGGGCCCGAACCCCGUUUGCGUGUCCAGGCAAGGCAGCGCGGUCGCGGUAUGCACACCAAAUAGCCCGCGUUGUGCGUGACGGGCCGUCGCGGCGAUGUGCAGCUCAUUGACACUGAUGGAUGCGCCAAUGGUUGGACGGACAGAUGAUGGGGCGGAUCGCACUGCGCGCGGCGCCUGAGCCGGUGAGGGCGAGGCAGCGAUCGAGCGGUGUCUGCCGGCGGCUAGGAGGCUGGAGCUCAGGCCGCGGCUGGCAGGGGGAGGAGGCUAAGAGAACAGGUUUGGAGAGCAGCACAAGGAAGGAAAGGAGGAGAGGGAAGCAGGAGCCAGGGCGAAACUCUCAGCCUUCCGUGCGCGGCGCCCAGCGCCCCGCACUCAUUACGACGGGUGCGCUUAAGUGUCGAGCUCGGCGCAGGGAAGGUGAGCAGUGGGAGGGCUGGAACUGACCUCCCGCGGUGACUACCCUCCUUCAGGCAAGAGGUGCUCAGUGCCACAACAAGAAUCCUAGAAUCCUGAGGCCGCAGGCGGCAUCUGCCAACUCACCGUUUCCUCCUUCGCAAGAAGCGUUUCACGCCCCACGGCCGCGUCUCCCUGGCCUGGAGGGACGGUCGCUUUGGCCACUGCGGCCGCGGGCACCAACUGCACGCCGCGCCCCCGCCCCUGAGCCCGCCGCACAUGGCCGGGCCCGGAGUCCAGCCGCAGCCUAACUCCGACUCCCCGCAACCGCCCCGGGUCCGCAUCCCGCAACUCUGCGCGCUCCUGCGCGCGCCAAGGCGCAGGAGGCUGCUUUAUAGCACCGGAGGACGGCGGCGGCACAUCUGCAUUCAGGAAGGCGUCUGGACCCAGCCCAAGCCCACAGGCUGGGGGCAAGCGGAGACUUUUGAUCUUACCGUCAGGGUGAGAUCACGGUCUCCUUGUCUAAAAGAAAAGAAAGCAUGCCUGUGAACUUUCAAAACAAACUUGCAAAAACAAUCACAAAGGAAAAAUAAAGAGGAGAAGGAGCAGAGGAAGAGGGAGAAAGAGACUAAAAAAGAAACAUGGGGGGGGGGUGGAUGGAAAGAAGGAAGGAAGGAAGAAGGCCAGGGUUUGCAGCUCCGAGAGCGCUCAGGCAGCCAGUCCCAGGGCGUGGGGCUCCAGCCCUCGCUGGGACUAUCGGACGCAGGGCCCAGGGGAGUCCCUGGGCCCCAGCGGCGAGCCCAGGAGGAGCGCUGCCUCGGGGACCAUGGGUCUGGCGCGGCCCCCGCGCCCCCGCUCCCGCCGCCUAGCUGCGCCGGGAGCCGGCCCCGCCAAGGCCGCCCCAUUCCCGGCCCAAGAGCUGGCCCAGGGAGACGCAAUCGAGCCCGCAGCGCAUCGAUGCGCCGCCGCCCGCGCCGCUCCGGCUCCUGCUCCCGCUCAGCGGCCGCCGCCCGGGGGUCGUCCCAGUGAGCUCCAGCCCACCCUCGCGGCCGCCACUUGCCUGUUGCCGACGCCGCCGCUCCAGCCGCGCCGCGGGCAGAAGACUGGACCGCUGAGCCCCGGGCCGCGGCGGCGGCUGAGCGCACCCCCGAUGCCGUGACCCCCUGCCCGGGGGCGGGGGCCCGGGCUUCGCUGGUCGGGGCCGCUCCCGCGCUCCUCCUCCCACCCUUCUCCCCGCCUUCUCCCCCUCUCCCCGCCCCCCGGCCCCGAACCCGGCGCACCUCGUCUGGGGACGGGGCGGGGGGGGGCAGGGCUGCCGCUCCUCCCCGCCCCCUCCUCCUCCGGCCUCUGGAGCGAUUUGUCAAACUUCCCAUUCCGCCGGCAGCGCGGUCCUCCUCCUCCUCCUCCUUCACCACCUCCUCCUCCUCUGCCUCCUCCUCCCCCGCGCUCCUCCCUCCCCGCGCCUCCCUCGCCCGCCCUCCUUCUUCCCUCCGCACGUUCGGGGAUCGCGGCGGAGCGCGGAGCGGGGGGGACGCGGAGAGCCGGGGCGCAGCAGCAUCCUGCGGGCGGCCGCUCUCCGGGGGGGAGGCUGAGAGCCGGCCCGCCUGGCCCCCCGCGGGCCCGCCGCCCCUCCCUCCCUCUCCUCAGCCCGGCAGCGGCGGCGGCGGCGGCGGCGGCAGUGGCAGUCGCCGGAGGAGCAUCAUGCCGAGGAGGAAGCAGCAGGCGCCCCGGCGCGCAGCAGCCUACGUCUCAGAUGAGUUAAAGGCUGCGGCGCUGGUAGACGAAGAUCUAGACCCGGAAGAGAGCCCGGCAGAUGGGGAGCCCUCGGCCAAGUACAUGUGCCCGACAAGGAGCUCAGCAAGACCUGCCCCAGCUACCAGAACUCCCCGGCGGCUGAGUUCUCCAGCCACGAGAUGGACAGCGAGUCCCACAUCAGUGAGACCAGUGACCGGAUGGCUGACUUCGAGAGCGGCUCCAUCAAGAACGAAGAGGAGACCAAGGAGGUGGCGGUCCCGCUGGAAGACACGACCGUGUCGGACAGCCUGGAGCAGAUGAAGGCCGUGUACAACAACUUCCUGUCCAACUCCUACUGGUCCAACCUCACCCUCAACCUGCACCAGCCCUCCUCCGAGAAGAACAACGGCAGUAGCAGCAGCAGCAGCAGUAGCAGCAGCAGCUGCGGCAGCGGGAGCUUCGACUGGCAUCAGAGCGCCAUGGCCAAGACCCUGCAGCAGGUGUCCCAGAGCCGCAUGCUGCCAGAGCCCAGCCUGUUCAGCACGGUGCAGCUGUACCGGCAGAGCAGCAAGCUCUACGGCUCCAUCUUCACCGGGGCCAGCAAGUUCCGCUGCAAGGACUGCAGUGCUGCCUACGACACCCUGGUGGAGUUGACGGUGCACAUGAACGAGACGGGGCAUUACCGCGAUGACAACCACGAGACCGACAACAACAACCCCAAGCGCUGGUCCAAGCCUCGCAAACGCUCGCUGCUGGAGAUGGAAGGGAAGGAGGACGCCCAGAAGGUGUUGAAGUGCAUGUACUGCGGCCACUCGUUCGAGUCUCUCCAGGACCUGAGCGUCCAUAUGAUCAAAACGAAACACUACCAAAAAGUGCCUCUGAAGGAACCCGUCACUCCCGUCGCCGCCAAAAUCAUCCCCGCCGCUCGGAAGAAGGCGUCGCUGGAGCUGGAGCUGCCCAGCUCCCCGGACUCCACCGGCGGCACCCCCAAAGCUGCCCUGGCCGACACGAACGACGUGCUUCAGAAGAACUCCAACCCGUACAUCACGCCAAAUAACCGCUACGGCCACCAGAACGGGGCCAGCUACGCCUGGCACUUCGAGGCCCGCAAGUCCCAGAUCCUCAAGUGCAUGGAGUGCGGCAGCUCGCACGACACGCUGCAGGAGCUCACGGCCCACAUGAUGGUGACUGGCCACUUCAUCAAGGUCACCAACUCGGCCAUGAAGAAGGGGAAGCCCAUCAUGGAGACGCCCGUGACGCCCAGCAUCACCACCCUGCUGGACGAGAAGGUCCAGUCCGUGCCCCUGGCUGCCACCACCUUCACGUCCCCCUCCAACACGCCCGCCAGCACCUCCCCGAAACUCACCGCCGAGGUCAAGAAGGAGGCGGACAAGGAGAAGGGGGUCGCCGAGGAGAAGCCCAAGGAGAAGGAGAAGGCCUGCGAGGAGGAGGAGAAAUAUGACAUCUCCUCCAAGUACCACUAUUUGACGGAGAAUGACUUGGAAGAGAGUCCCAAGGGGGGACUCGACAUCCUCAAGUCCCUGGAGAACACAGUGACGUCGGCAAUCAACAAGGCCCAGAACGGCACCCCCAGCUGGGGGGGCUACCCCAGCAUCCACGCCGCCUACCAGCUCCCCAACAUGAUGAAGCUGUCUCUGGGCUCCGCGGGGAAGAGCGGGCCCCUGAAGCCCAUGUAUGGCAACAGCGACAUCGUGUCCCCCAGCAAGAGCCAGACCCUGGUCUCUCCACCCAGCAGCCAGACCUCCCCCAUGCCCAAGACCAACUUCCAUGCCAUGGAGGAGCUGGUGAAAAAAGUCACCGAGAAAGUUGCCAAAGUCGAGGAGAAAAUGAAGGAGCCCGAGGGCAAGCUGUCCCCGCCCAAGCGGGCCACCCCGUCCCCGUGCAGCAGCGACGUCAGCGAGCCCAUCAAGAUGGAGGCGUCUAGCGACGGGGGCUUCAAGAGCCAGGAGGACAGCCCCAGCCCCCAGCGGGAGGGCUGCAAGGACGGGAGCCCCCCUGCAGAGCCGCUGGAGAAUGGCAAGGACCUGGCGAAGCCCAUGAGCAGCAGCUUGAGCAGCAGCACGGCCAUCAUCACCGACCACCCGCCCGAACAGCCCUUCGUCAACCCUCUGAGUGCCCUCCAGUCGGUCAUGAACAUCCACCUGGGCAAGGCCGCCAAGCCCUCCCUGCCCGCCCUGGACCCCAUGAGCAUGCUGUUCAAGAUGAGCAACAGCCUGGCCGAGAAGGCGGCCGUGGCCACCCCGCCGCCCCUGCAGUCCAAGAAGGCGGACCACCUGGACCGCUAUUUCUACCACGUCAACAACGACCAGCCCAUUGACUUGACGAAAGGCAAGAGUGACAAAGGCGGCUCUUUGGGCUCCGUGCUUUUGUCACCCACGUCCACAUCCCCGGCCACCUCCUCCUCCACAGCGACCACGGCAAAGACCUCUGCCGUCGUCUCGUUCAUGUCAAGCUCGCCGCUCCGCGAGAACGCCCUGUCCGAUAUAUCGGACAUGCUGAAGAACUUGACCGAGAGCCACGCGUCCAAGUCCUCCACCCCUUCCAGCAUCUCCGAGAAGUCGGACAUGGAUGGCGCCACCCUGGAGGAGGCCGAGGAGGCGACGCCUGCGCAGAAGAGGAAGGGCCGCCAGUCUAACUGGAACCCCCAGCACCUGCUGAUCCUCCAGGCCCAGUUCGCCGCCAGCCUCCGGCAGACCUCGGAGGGCAAGUACGUCAUGUCGGACCUGAGCCCCCAGGAGCGCAUGCACAUCUCCCGGUUCACCGGGCUCUCCAUGACCACCAUCAGCCACUGGCUGGCCAACGUCAAGUACCAGCUGCGAAGGACAGGUGGAACAAAGUUCCUCAAAAACUUGGACACCGGCCACCCCGUGUUCUUUUGCAAUGACUGCGCGUCACAAAUCAGGACUCCCUCCACCUACAUCAGCCACCUCGAGUCCCACCUGGGCUUCCGGCUACGGGAUUUGUCCAAACUGUCCACUGAACAGAUUCACAAUCAGAUAGCACAAACCAAGUCACCGUCGGAAAAACUGGGGACGUCCUCCCCGGAGGAGGACCUGGGGACCUCCUACCAGUGCAAACUCUGCAAUCGGACCUUUGCGAGCAAGCAUGCGGUUAAACUUCACCUCAGCAAAACACACGGGAAGUCCCCCGAGGAUCACCUCCUGUACGUUUCCGAGCUAGAGAAGCAGUAGCGUUGGCUUUGGAUUCAGACGACUGUGAUUUGCUUGGAGGCAAACGGUUGCAGGCACCUUCAGGCCCCUCUGUCUUGUUCUUGGCACAUGUUCUCCCUUUAACUGCAGAGAAUCACACUCUGGGCUGGACUGUUUUUUGUAUAACUGUACAGUGUUUAAUAGAGGUGCAUAAUCAGCUGUUGUUACUGGUAAAAUAUGAAGGUUAAAACGCAGUGGUAAGUGUUUGGAACUUUGUGUCAAUGGGAUUUAGUUGUGAGCAUCGCCCGAUGCUUCAAGCUGCAUGCAUUAACAGACAGUUUAAUUAAGCAUUUACGACGAAAUCGGGCACACUUUUCCACACGGCUUGAGUGUGCCGGCAUUUUUUUCACCCUUUCAUCUUUAGCCCUCUGAGUACUUUGAAGCACUUUUGCAUUCAUUUGGUUAAAAAAAAAUAAAAUAAAAUAAUAAUAAUGUAUGAAGCUCUGUUUUUUAAACUCCUUACCAGCUUAGUUAUAAUUAAUAAUAUGAACCUCCAUUUAUGCAGGUCUGCAGGGGUAUAACACGCCUUGAAAUUUAAAAGAAUAUUAUUUUCACAUUGAAACAUAGAUGUAUAUAUUGUAUAGAUUUCAGACUCUCUUAUGAAAAAUGUGAUUGUGGUUAAAUGACCUUUUUUUCCUGCAUUUAUAGCAACAGUGUUUUAUGUACCUGCUAUGCUCUGGGCAGAAGCCGUGCCUAUGUAUAGUGUAUAUUUCUUUUUCUUUUUUUUUUUUUUUAAGGUCUAUGGGUUUUGUUUUUUUUUACAUGCAAACAUUGUAAAUUAUACAGAAGAUACCACAGAUAGCAUUUAUAAAGUAUACAGAAACAUUAUCUGAAAGCAAAGUAUGAUUGUUUGUUUUGCUAUACAGUACAUUUAUAUUGAUAGAGGUUCAUGUUUAAAUUAUACAUAUUUAUUAGCAUCAUAUUAUCAUUUGUUUUGAGCAGUCUGAAUAAAUGAGGCCAGGAAAUACAUCCAUGGCAGGCAUCAUAACUAUUUUGCACAUGAUGAUUUUUAAAGGUAUUUAUUAGAAAUCAAAAAAAAAAAAAACAAAAACCAAACCCGCUCAAAAUAAACUCAGUGCUCAAAGGGUUAAGUCUAUUUGAAACGGAAAAAACAAAAAAAAGAAAAAAAAAGAGAGAGAGAGAGAGAGAACUUGUACUGUAUUUCCUAAACAUUGAUAAAGCCUUUAAAAUGUUUGUACUGUAAUACUUUGCUUAAAAGUCACGAGGCAUUCUGUGACACAACCUCUUUUACUUAUUUAUAAGCCCUCUUGGUUGCUACUCCAUAUUGUAGGAUGCCUUUUUAUUUCAAUUGGUAACUUUCUGUUUUGUUCUUCCUAAUUAUUCUCCCAAGAUCCCACACUGCAGCUUUAUCUUUAGGCUUAUGAAAGGUAACCCGUGGUUACCGGCUCUCCAAGUGAUUCUGUUCUUCUCCAUUUUUGGCAGUUAAUUUGCAGAAGUAACUGACAGCUGACACCAUAUGAAAACCUAUGUAUAAAAUAUUGGCAUGUAAACAGCACAGACACUGUCACACACUCUGUGCCCUGUUUUGUUGUUGACAAUGAACCACCAUUAUGUGACUCUUCAUAUAACCCUCUUUUCUACGGCAGCAUUAAAAUUGUCUUUUUGCUAUAA